AUGACUACUGGCAGAAUCAACCAGGGAGCGGAAUUGUACCAAGAAGGGGAUCGCCGAAGCAAUCCCAAUCGCCUACUACGAAUGCGCGCAGGGCGCAAUCGCUGCAGACGACCUAUUCAUUUGCCCCCACUGAGUUCCCCAAGACGUGGUCCGCUGCGAAGCCUGAUCGGCGUUGCCGCCAAUAACAAGCCCACAGCAUAUACGUCUCAAGAGGAGAAAGCCCACGUCGCCUCACGCACACGAAGCGCGGAUAGGCGGCGCGACUGUCCCCAAAGAUCUGGUGAAAU
Alternaria burnsii is the source of this 287-nucleotide messenger RNA. RefSeq lists its product as uncharacterized. The record is from RefSeq and is a predicted model, not a curated record. NCBI's taxonomy places the organism in Eukaryota, Fungi, Ascomycota, Dothideomycetes, Pleosporales, Pleosporaceae. The transcript is spliced from 2 exons. The annotation marks the transcript as partial.